UCAUUUGGGCUUUCGGCCCAGUCCAGUUUUAUAAACAUUAAACACCCUAUUACUGAAAAUAGAGAAAAAGUAAAAAUAAAUUAUGGAAAAGAGUCGCUCUGAUUUAGAAAAUCUCCAAGAAUUUUGGAAAUGUAUCCAAAAGUUCCAAAAGCAGAUCGACAAGAAACAUCUCCCAAAGCUUCACCUCCUUGGAUCUUCACCUCCUUGGAUCUUCACCAUUGUCAUCUUCUUCAUUUCAUCCUUCCCAUUCAAGUCACGUGGCAAGCACUCGCAGUUUUUCUCUAUCAAACUCAGCUCACCUCCUUCUCCGGCGCCGCUCCCCAACCCCUGCGGUGCCCAUUUCCAGAAAAUCCUCUGUAAAUUAGCGUUUCCAAGAUGAAAUCUGAAGCACUGACUUUAAUGUUGAUCAAUUUGGCCGCUGUUAUGGAGAAGGCCGACGAGUCCUUGUUGCCUGGAGUCUAUAAAGAAGUUGGGGCGGUUCUGCACACCGAUCCCACUGGGUUGGGUUCCCUAACCCUCUUCAGAUCUAUUGUGCAGUCCUCUUGUUACCCUUUAGCUGCUUACUUAGCUGUGCAUCACAACCGUGCCCAUAUCAUUGUUCUUGGUGCUUUUCUCUGGGCCGCUGCCACUUUCCUCGUUGCCCUUUCCUCCACAUUCUUACAGGUUGCAAUUUCCAGAGGUUUAAAUGGUAUUGGUCUUGCCAUAGUGAUACCAGCCAUCCAGUCCCUAGUGGCUGACUCCACUGAUGAUAGUAACCGUGGCUUAGCUUUUGGAUGGCUACAACUAACGGGAAAUCUUGGUUCCAUUAUUGGUGGGCUUUGUUCUGUAUUAUUAGCCUCCACAUCUUUCUUAGGGAUCCCAGGAUGGAGAAUUGCCUUCCAUCUUGUUGGACUGAUGAGCGUCGUUCUUGGUGUACUAGUAUGGGCUUUUGCAAAUGAUCCACGCUAUUGUGUGAUUGAUGGAAGAGUUAAGGAUCAAUCAAGGAAGCCAUUGUGGUCAGAAUUGAAGGAUCUUUUUAAAGAAUCAAAGUCGGUUUUAGGGAUCCAAUCUUUUCAGAUAAUUGUUGCUCAGGGUGUUGCUGGUUCAUUUCCUUGGUCGGCUUUGUCAUUUGCUCCUAUGUGGCUUGAACUUGUGGGGUUUUCUCAUGAGAAAACAGGGUUUCUAUGGGCUCUUUUUAUAAUUGCUGGCUCAUUGGGUGGCCUUUUUGGAGGAAGAAUGGGGGAUAUACUAUCAAAGCGCUUUCCUAAUUCAGGGAGAAUUCUUCUAUCUCAGAUAAGCUCAGGUUCUGCUAUUCCUCUUGCUGCGAUUUUGCUCCUGCUUUUGCCAGAUGAUCCAUCCACUGGAUUCUUGCAUGGACUGGUUUUGUUCAUAAUGGGUUUUAGCAUGUCGUGGAAUGGACCAGCAACUAACAACCCAAUAUUUGCUGAGAUAGUCCCAGAGAAGUCGCGCACGAGUAUUUACGCUAUGGAUCGAUCAUUUGAGUCGGUUCUGUCAUCGUUCGCUCCUUCGGUUGUAGGAGUUCUGGCACAGCAUCUUUAUGGAUACAAACCAGUAGCAAGAGGAUCCUCUGAUUCUGCCCAGAUUGAAAGUGAUAGAGAGAAUGCAAAAUCACUAGCCAGAGCACUCUACACAGCCAUUGGUAUUCCGAUGUUGGUGUGCUGCUUCAUCUACUCUUUCCUGCAUCGUUCAUACCCAAGAGACCGAGAGCGAGCUAGAAUGCAGGCCUUGAUAGAGUCUGAAAUGCUGCUUAUGGAGGCAUGCUGUUCACCUCUGUGUAAGCGAGACAGUGAGUUUCAGAUAUCAGUGGGGAAAGAUGUCGAUGAUGAGGAUCAAACAGAGAUCGAUCUAAUCUAUGGAAUUGAUGACAGUCUUGAUUUCAAUGAUGACAAUGAUGAAAAGCAUCUUCACAGUUUCUGAUUCAAAAAUGUAGAUCAACAUGAUUGGAAGCAGUACUUGGUGCAGAUUUUUUUAGUACAUCUUUCAAAUUCUAUACCAAAUAUGAUUUUUGUAUCAUUAUAUGCUUCCGUACCAAAUAUGAUUUUUGUAUCAUUAUAUGCUUCCGCGCCAUAGUUAACAAUAACAUAGCUGGUUUUACAAGCGAGAAAUACUAUAUUCAAUGAUACGAGACCUUUUGGAGGAACCAAAAGUAAAAUUAUAAGAGUUCCAGAACAAGAUGAGAAAUUCGGUGCCACGAAUCCACCUUAAACAUGUCUGAAAUCGCUUUCCCCUAUCUUUUUCAUUUUAAAGUAAAACAGGUAACAAUGAGGCAAUGUCUUCAUUUACAAGUGCACAUGGAGAGGGAACCCACCUUUAAUCAUAUUUAUGAUCCACAUUUUAAGUCCCCCUCUUUUUUCUCCCUUUCACAUUCAAAUUCAAAUGCCCUCCACAUUCGACUCCACUUUCGAGCUUCUUGAGAAGUUUCCCACCCUUAUAACGAAUGUUUCGGUUCCCUCUGCAACCAAUAUGGGAUCU
Cucurbita pepo subsp. pepo (vegetable marrow) is the source of this 2472-nucleotide messenger RNA. RefSeq lists its product as uncharacterized. Lineage: Eukaryota; Viridiplantae; Streptophyta; Magnoliopsida; Cucurbitales; Cucurbitaceae. Gene Ontology annotation, molecular function: transmembrane transporter activity. Gene Ontology annotation, cellular component: membrane. The record is from RefSeq and is a predicted model, not a curated record. Gene Ontology annotation, biological process: transmembrane transport.